AUGGAGCCUUUCGCUUGUGCACUCACGUGGUUUUCGAUGACCUUUGAAAAAGAGAUAGUAGAGCUUAACGAGGCCUCAGCCACAGUAGGCACACCAGGCUUCGAACAUCACGCUGCCGAGAUCACGCUCGCUGAACUCCACAAUCGGAUCUUCCAGAUCACCUGGGCCGCAACGGGAAGAUCCCGCCAAAGUAACCCUCCCACCACCUGGUGGGAGCAUUUUCAACCCUCCAAUGAACUCGCCGUGCGGUACCAUCCCAGCUUGGUCAAGUUUUUUCAGCGUGUGUACUAUCACCCCGCAGCUCCGGAGUUCUUCUAUUAUCUCCAGAAUCUGAAUACUCCGGAGUGCUUGAUUGACGAGGACUUCAACGAUAUCUUUGACGGGAGGGAUUGCUACGUCCACCUGCAUCGCGCCACAAACUGGAACUCCGCCAAUGGCGAUGAAUGGGAUAUUAUCAAUGAGUCGUUAACAGAAUGCAUAGAUUCGAUGAUCACGGAGAACAAGGUCGAGGUGCAGGUCAAUGGGCAAUGGCCCCUGGGAGAAAUUGGCACCGAUAAGCUGGCCUUUCAGGCCCUUCUCCACGAGAUUGAGAUCCGGUUACCCAGCACCAGCAGCACCAGCACCAGCAGCGACUCGGCUCAAUCAGAAUCGUCUCCCUCCGCCUCCCUGCCCUGGUUUGGCCCCGCCGUGCUUUCGGAAGCCCGCCUCGUCCCCAACAGCUUCAUCAACCGCUUUUGCACCGCAACCAGCACGGCCACCCCCCGCCCGGUCCGCUUCCGCUACAUCGCACCAGGGGUCCGCCUCCCGACCGAGGCGGAAUUCCGCGCCCAGCCCUUCCGAGACGCCGAAUACAAGUCUGCCCUAUGGCGUCGGCUUCCCGUGGUCCGCCCGAUCAAACCCAUCCUCCUCUUCCUCGCCGACGCUCCUCCCGACGCCCACAGUCCGGGGAAGACCGUCAUGGCCGUCCCCAAGCCAGAUACAUGGCUCAACUCUCUGCUCAGCGGCUUUGGGGAUGGCAACCGACAAUCCCCGCCCCCGCGUCCCGCUGGUCUGUAUUUGACGGCCGACAACCGCGAUGUCAAGAUGACGGCACGCGCAUGGGCGACUACGCCUGGUUGGGGUGGGAACCCGGCGGACGCCAACUACGAUCUGUACCAGUGCGAGUUCAAUGGGUUUAUCCCCUGGCGUGACACCCCGCUGCACCAGGUGUUGGAGAGCUGGGCGGAGCGGGUGCGGGCGGGGGAUUGGACUGUAGGGGAGGAUGGGGUGGCCGACGGGGUGGAGCGGUGGCGGGAGGCCGACACGGAGGCUGGCUGGCGGAAGUAUUGGAUUCCAGUGCGGUGGUGA
Messenger RNA from Aspergillus uvarum CBS 121591, 1347 nucleotides. RefSeq lists its product as uncharacterized. Lineage: Eukaryota; Fungi; Ascomycota; Eurotiomycetes; Eurotiales; Aspergillaceae. The coding region runs from base 1 to 1347 and encodes 448 amino acids. The record is from RefSeq and is a predicted model, not a curated record. The transcript is spliced from 6 exons.